Molecule: messenger RNA, 423 nt
Organism: Ostertagia ostertagi
Lineage: Eukaryota; Metazoa; Nematoda; Chromadorea; Rhabditida; Trichostrongylidae
Source: the annotation of a GenBank genome assembly
AUGUCGAUCGACGAUAUCGAUCGUUUCAGCUCGUUGCCAAUUCGUGGCUCAACGAAACGAAAAUCGAAGUCGCGAGGCGAGUCGGACGACGACAUGAAGUCGGGCGAUGAGCGCGACGUUGACCGACGAUCGGCCAAUAACGCUCGUGAACGGGUUCGUGUGCGUGACAUCAAUACGGCAUUCAAAGAACUCGGAAAGAUGUGUGGACAGCAUUUGCCGAAUGCUAACGAGAAAGCCCAGACGAAACUUGGUAUCCUUCAUCAGGCCGUCUCCAUCAUCACCGCUCUCGAGGAACAGGUACGACAGCGCAAUCUCAACCCGAAAGCCGCGUGCCUCAAACGACGAUCUGAGGAUGAGAAAAUGACACCAAAUGCUCUAAUGGAACAGAAGCCGCAAGCACACGAUUAUCACGGCCAGUACUAG